Hevea brasiliensis (rubber tree) is the source of this 1981-nucleotide messenger RNA. RefSeq names its product probable WRKY transcription factor 33. The transcript is spliced from 5 exons. Gene Ontology annotation, molecular function: sequence-specific DNA binding; DNA-binding transcription factor activity. The record is from RefSeq and is a predicted model, not a curated record. Bases 112 to 1770 code for a protein of 552 amino acids. Lineage: Eukaryota; Viridiplantae; Streptophyta; Magnoliopsida; Malpighiales; Euphorbiaceae. Gene Ontology annotation, biological process: regulation of DNA-templated transcription.
AACGUUCUCUAAUACCCCAGUCUCCCUAUUCUCUUCAACGCUUCUUCUUCUUCUAGCUUAAAUGCUCCUAUAAAUUCUCAACCCAGCUUCUCUUUCUCGACCCAACUGCUCAUGACUUCUUCUUUUACUUCUUCCUCUUUCACCAAUCUUCUUCCUACUCAUACCAAAGACAUGGACAGUAUCAGCUGGGGACUUUAUGACCAUGGAACUGAUAGAAUUGAUAUUGAAAUCCCACAAUUCAAGUCGUUUCCACCUCCUUCUUUGCCUCUUUCUCCUCCUCCUGUUUCCCCUUCUUCCUAUUUGGCCAUUCCUCCUGGUUUAAGCCCUAAUGAGCUCUUGGACUCACCUGUACUUUUUUCCACCUCUAAUGUUCUUCUAUCUCCAACCACCGGGGCUUUUGCUGGUCAAACCUUCAACUGGAGGAAUAAUUCCAGUGACAAUCAGCGAGGUGUUAGAGGGGAUGGCAAAAGUUUCUCUGAUUUCUCUUUUCAAACCCAAACAACACCUCCUACAUCGUCAUCCAUCUUUCAAUCUUCUUCGAGCCUCGUCUCAGUGGAGCAAUCAAUCAAAAGGCAACAAGAAACAUGGAAUUUUAACAAACCCACAAAGCAAACAGGUUUCUCAUCAGAGAAGGGAGUAGUAAAAUCAGAAUUUAGGUCAAUGCAGAGUUACUCCUCAGAAAUGGCUGCAUUCCAAUCAAGCAUACAAUGUAAUGCUGCUUCUCAACCCAGUUAUAAUCACUACAAUAAUCAACCACCUCCAUAUAUGAGGGAGCAAAGAAGGUCAGAUGAUGGAUACAACUGGAGGAAGUAUGGACAGAAACAGGUUAAAGGAAGUGAGAACCCACGUAGUUAUUACAAGUGCACCUAUCCGAAUUGCCCAACCAAGAAAAAGGUAGAGAGAUCUUUGGAUGGACAAAUUACUGAAAUAGUCUAUAAGGGAAGUCACAACCAUCCCAAACCUCAGUCUACAAGAUCAACCUCUCAAUCGAUGCCACCUUCUGCCGGAGUCAGCUCAGAAAUCUCGGAUCAAUCGGUUUCUCCAUUGGAAUCUGUCACCGUACAGGAGGAUUCUUCAAUUUCGAUUGGAGACGAUGAAUUUGACCAAAGUUCGCCCAUUAGCAAUUCAGGAGGAGAUGAUGAUGAAAAUGAACCCGAAGCCAAGCGAUUCAAAGGAAAGAAUGAAAAUGAAGGUAUUUUGGCUGCUGGGAGCAGGACCGUUAGAGAACCCAGAAUUGUGGUUCAGACAACAAGUGAUAUUGACAUACUCGAUGAUGGGUAUAGAUGGAGGAAAUAUGGACAAAAAGUAGUCAAGGGAAAUCCCAAUCCAAGGAGCUACUACAAGUGCACGUCUAUUGGUUGUCCUGUGCGGAAACAUGUGGAACGAGCAUCGCAUGAUACAAGGGCGGUGAUCACCACUUACGAAGGGAAGCACAACCACGAUGUUCCAGCUGCACGUAGCAGCGGCUAUGCAUCCAAUAGACCUCCAUCCAAUGCUAACAGCAGCAAUAUGCCUAUCCCUAUAAGGCCCUCUGUCACAACAAACGCAAAUUAUCCAAGCUCGCUAAACAGCACAAGAUUACCAACAUCAGCAGGUCAAGCACCAUUCACCCUGGAAAUGUUGCAGGGUACAGGGGGCAUUGGCUUCUCAGGAUUUGGAAAGCCAACGGGCUCAUACAUGAAUCAAACACAAUACAUCACAGAGGGUGCAUACUCGGGAGCCAAGGAAGAACCAAAGGAUGACUCAUUUCUUGACUCUUUCCUAUGUUGAAAAAAAAAAAAAAAAACCCCACUAACUCCACAACCAGCAUUUAGGAUAGAGGAAACAAUGUUGAAUUAUAUAUGUUUGUAAUAGUGUAACAUAAAAGUAGUUGCAAUUUUUUCAUUUGUUUUGCGGCCUUUCAAGGCUCGAUAAUAUCUAGGCCUCAAUUUGUUACAGCAUAGAAUAAUUCAACAGAAACAUAAAUGGUUCAUUCUUCCAA